This is a messenger RNA of Neogale vison (American mink), 623 nucleotides long. RefSeq names its product leucine rich colipase like 1 (gene LRCOL1). The coding region runs from base 1 to 468 and encodes 155 amino acids. Gene Ontology annotation, cellular component: extracellular region. The record is from RefSeq and is a predicted model, not a curated record. Gene Ontology annotation, molecular function: enzyme activator activity. Lineage: Eukaryota; Metazoa; Chordata; Mammalia; Carnivora; Mustelidae. Gene Ontology annotation, biological process: digestion; lipid catabolic process. The transcript is spliced from 5 exons.
AUGGCGUGCGCUGGGCGUCUGCUGCUGCUGCUCUCGCUGCUACCCAUGAGCAUGGCCUGGAAGCCCAAGAGCUUGUUCCUGUUCAAUAAGAGGACGGGAGAAGCGUGCAAUGACCACUCCGAGUGCCAGAGCCGCUGCUGCGUCCCCAACAGCCCGAACCCGCAGGCCUUCUGCGCCGCCAAGACCCUCUUCCUCCAGUGCGUGCCCUGGCGGAAGCCCAACAGGGACGCGUGCUCGGACCACGCCGAGUGCCGCAGCCGCUGCUGCGUCACCAACAGCGCCAGCUCGCAGACGUUCUGCAGGCCCCGGGGCAUCUUCCUGCAGUGCACGCCUUGGCGCAGGCCCAACGGCGCCCGCUGCGGCCACCACAGGGAGUGCCGGAGCCAGUGCUGCAUCACGCUCAGCGAGGUCGGCUGCCCCCGCUGCGUCCGCCGGAGCGGCCUCCUGGCGCAGUGCCUGCCCUUGUGACAGGGGAGCUUGGCUCUCCAGUCUACGCUGUUCUCUCCCGGCUGUGAGGACCUGGAGGCGGCCGACGCAUCUGUCCCUUCUCCCAGCGGGGAGCUCCUGAGGUUGACGGUGCACGUGUCCGGGGACAAACUGCGGCUCCCAGAACCUUCCCACCA